Messenger RNA from Mercenaria mercenaria, 1855 nucleotides. RefSeq lists its product as uncharacterized. Lineage: Eukaryota; Metazoa; Mollusca; Bivalvia; Venerida; Veneridae. The coding region runs from base 909 to 1355 and encodes 148 amino acids. The transcript is spliced from 3 exons. The record is from RefSeq and is a predicted model, not a curated record.
UCCAAACAUUGUGUGUUAUGAUAUAUUGUAUAUAUAGAGCACAAUACAGUGUAUACGUCAUUGACAAAUAUCACAUCAGUAGGUAUUACUGCUGUUAAGAUAUUUAUAGUCACUACUUCAUCCUCUUGUUUUAUUGGGUGUUAAUAAUCUACUUCUUAAUGAUUAUUUCAAUAAAUUAUUUAACUAGUUAUGUUGAUUUACCAGUAAUUAUUUUUUGACUUAUAUGUUUUUAGUACAAUAAAAUAGAUACUGAGUUCAUAAGAGGUCGAUUUGAAAAAAUAUUCAUCCCUCGAAAUAUAAAUAUACUAGUAGACAGCUACUGACGCCUCUGUUUAUAUUUUAUAUAUCUUGAGGUGCACAUUUUUCAUAUCACCCACACAGGAAUGCAAUAUUUAUAUAAUAUAUCAUCAGAACUAUUCAAGCCACUAAGUUCGAAGUUCCCAUAUUUUUUGACUGCAUUUAUUUUGGAAUGAAUUGCCCAAAAACACUGUAAUUAUUGAAUGCUACUUAAGAGGAAAAGAAAAAAACCUCAUUGUUACCAAAAAAUACCCAUAUGUGUUUUGAAGUGUUCACACAAACCUUGAAAAAGUCCUUGAAUUUGAUGCUAGUCCUUGAAACCUACUUGAAAUUUAAUUAAUAAAACCCUUAAAAAGCGAAAUAAAAAAUAUGCAAACAUCUGACAUAUACAGUAAAAAAUUAGAAUAUAAUAAUCUCAGUGUCCUUUUCUAGAAUGCAGCUAGUGGAAGUCCGAGGGAAAAGUACUAGAAGUCUUAGGAAAGUGUUCGUUUUGCUGACUACAGAUAUGGUAGCAGUAUUUACUCUGUACAAGGAUUUAUGCAGGAGUUAACCCAUCAAACUUGUUCCUGUUUGGAAACACUAGCAUUGCAACUCUUGAUGGAUGUGAAGCAAUGCGAAUAUGUACAUCUGCAUGUCCUGGACUUGUGAGACCAGAUCUUAUCAGAACACGCCUCCUGCGCAGAUAUAUGGCAACAACGUGUCAGGUAAUGGAUAUGAGUGGAGAUGAGCUGAAACUUGUGGCUGACCAUAUGGGUCAUUCUCUGAAAAUACAUACAAAUAUUUAUAAGACACAAAAUUCCAUAUUGGAAAGAACAAAGGUAGCAAAAGCACUAAUUGCUAUGGAGAAUGGUGAAUUAGGGAGAUUCAGAGGAAGAAUGUUGGAAUCCAUAGAUAUUGAUGAAUUGCCAACGCCAAGAGAAGAAGAAGAAGAACUCGAUUUUAUCGAGGCAGAGGAAGUGAAUGGGGGAACAGAGGAUGAUCAUCAAGAUACGGAACAGGAAGUGGAUCAACAGUUACAGCCCAAAGAUAAAAGAUUAUCACAAGGUAUUAAUUUGUAGCUGCACUUUUUGGAACAUUUUGAUGUUUCUGUGGACCUUGAUGUUCACCUAACUCUGAACCAAACUAUUGAGCAUGUGGUUUCAAGUAAGGGUCAUGCAGUGAGAUCAGUUUUCAGAUUUCAUGUCAGCUCUGUUUCUUGUUGGCACCUGAAAGGAUGUUCAGAUAACUUGGCACAAAUGUUAACAAUAAUAUGACAAUGUGUACUUGAAAUUUCAAAUUAUUUUAAACUACAAUAUGUUCUGUCUGAAUGCAAAUAUACUGCAACUCGAGUGUGUAUUGGUCAUUUAGGUACUGCACCUCCAAGAUCAUUCGAACAAGGCUCAGCCUUGACCAUUUAGACAGGAGUUAGUCCUACUUCACUAAGGUUUCACAUUGGCUUUUAACAUGAUCAUAUAGAUAUUAGCUUCAAAGUUGUAGCUCACAAGUCAUAUUUACCAUUUUGACACUUGUGAGCUACAACGCGGCCCCAUAUGAAAGCUAACCAAUUUCCGUGCCAGAA